CUACCUGCACAUUGGAGCAGUCCUCGUUCUCGUACCUCCACCCGAGGCCCCUCUGGAAAACGAGGUAAUCCCCUUUUCCACCGAAGCGGUCGUUUUGCCUUCCUGCUGACGGUGUUUUUUGGGUGGAGGACUCGCCCGGAGCAGGUUUUUAAUACCUCGUCAGCAGCAGCAUUUAAAUCAUCCUGGCAUCGUCGAGGACGCCCGCGAGAACAAACAUGAGGGUGCAAACGGUCUCCAGAGCACAAAUCCUGCAGGACCUCGGCCUGCGCUGCCAGUCGCUCGCAGCCAACGACAACCGAGGCUUCAGACAGGAGUUUGAGGAGCUGGAGGAGGUCGGCAAAGACCUGCCCGCCCGGGUGGGGGACUCGGGGGUCAACCGGGAGAAGAACAGAUACCCCUACAUCCUGCCGUAUGACCACUGUCGCGUGAGGCUGUCGGUCCAAAACGGCCAACCGCACACCGACUACAUCAACGCCAAUUUCGUGCCCGGCGGGGAAUCGGAGAGAGACUUCAUCUGCACACAGGGACCUCUGCACAACACCGUGGCCGACUUCUGGAGGAUGGUGUGGGAGCAAAACGUCAGGAUAGUCGUCAUGGUGACGGCGCUGAGACAAAAGGACCAGGUGAUGUGUGAUAAGUAUUGGCCCCUGGACCGAGGGACCGUUCACCACGGGCUGAUCCAGGUGACGACGGUGACCCGCAAGCAGGGUCCAGAUUAUUUCAUCACCACCAUUAACCUCCGACAGAGAGCUUGUCCAACAGACCGGAUCAUCACUCACUACCACUACCCCGUCUGGCCGGACCGCGGCAUCCCGAAAGACGUCUCCUCGCUGGUCGCCUUCACGGAGCUCGUGAGGCAGGAACUGGAAGCGCCUCCCCGCCUGGGGCCGGCCGUGGUGCACUGCAGUGCAGGUGUCGGCCGCUCGGGCACAUUUGUGACGGCGCUGUGGCUCAUGCAGCUGUGUGCUCGGGGCAUCCCGCCGGACAUCCGGGCCGCGGUGGAGGAUCUGAGGCUCCAUCGGAUGUGGAUGGUCCAGAACCUGGAGCAGUACCUCUUAGUUCACCAGUGUCUGCUGCACUGGCUCCGCGGCGGUGGCGCCUCGGCACGCAGGCCGCAGGCUCAGGGAGCCACUUCAAAUAUUAACCCCCACGGCUCCACGGGGCGGGGGGGUCACACGGGGAGGAGACACAACCAACAACAACCACAACAACAACAACAACAACGACGACGACAGGCGGCUCCGGGAGGCCGACAACAGAACGCGGUGCAGCAGAUCUUACAGCCUGGGCAGCUGCUGAGGAGGCUGCUGUCGUCGUCGAGGCGGUUCAAUCCGGAAUCGGACGCCCUCUGAACCGUAAAAGCAACACAAAAAAAAACAACAACAACAACAAUGCCCUCACGAGACAACGCUGCCGCCGGCG
This is a messenger RNA of Cyclopterus lumpus (lumpfish), 1422 nucleotides long. RefSeq names its product receptor-type tyrosine-protein phosphatase V-like. Lineage: Eukaryota; Metazoa; Chordata; Actinopteri; Perciformes; Cyclopteridae. The transcript has 11 exons. Gene Ontology annotation, molecular function: protein tyrosine phosphatase activity. Gene Ontology annotation, biological process: protein dephosphorylation. The coding region runs from base 216 to 1352 and encodes 378 amino acids. The record is from RefSeq and is a predicted model, not a curated record.